Caretta caretta (loggerhead turtle) is the source of this 1731-nucleotide messenger RNA. NCBI's taxonomy places the organism in Eukaryota, Metazoa, Chordata, Testudines, Cheloniidae. The record is from RefSeq and is a predicted model, not a curated record.
CCCCCCAUCGCCCCCCCCGCAACGUGGGGCGGGGCCGGUGCGUGAAGAUGGCAGCGCUGAGCAGCGAGCCGCUGGGGCUGGAGCGGGACGUGGCGCGCGCCGUGGAGCUGCUGGAGCGGUUGCAGCGAAGUGGGGAGCUGCCCCCCCAUAAGUUGCAGGCUUUGCAGCGGGUUCUGCAGAGCAAGUUCUGUUCGGCCAUCCGCGAGGUCUAUGAGCAGCUCUAUGACACGCUGGAGAUCGCGGGCAGCGCCGAGAUCCGGGCCCACGCCACGGCCAAGGCCACGGUGGCGGCGUUCGCGGCGAGCGAGGGUCACGCCCACCCCCGGGUGGUGGAGCUGCCCAAGACGGAGGAGGGGCUUGGCUUUAACAUCAUGGGGGGCAAGGAGCAGAACUCCCCCAUCUACAUCUCCCGCGUCAUCCCCGGUGGCGUCGCCGACCGGCACGGGGGGCUCAAGCGGGGGGACCAGCUGCUGUCCGUCAACGGCGUGAGCGUGGAGGGGGAGCAGCACGAGAAGGCCGUGGAGCUGCUGAAGGCGGCGCAGGGGACGGUGAAGCUGGUCGUUCGCUACACGCCCAAGGUGCUGGAGGAGAUGGAGGCCCGGUUCGAGAAGAUGCGCACGGCCCGCCGGCGCCAGCAGCAUCCCAGCUACUCGUCUCUGGAGUCGCGGGGAUAGCGUCCGUCUCGUCCCACGCUGGGGAGGUCGGGGGCCCCCAGGCCCAGCCCCCCAAAGAUUCCCCCCCUCCCGCCCAGUUUUCGUGUGUAGCUGGGUCUAUUUAUCCGGCCCGCGCCGGCCCCGCCGUGAACCGUAUUUAUUCCCUUAUUUAAAGCUGACCCCUGUGUGUGAGCCGGGGUGAAUCCGCCCGCAUGGCCAGGCUCCGCGAAACGACCCCCAAGUUGGUGGGGGGCGGUGAGGGGCAUCCUGGCUUAGGGGCGAGGAAGGGGAAUGCUGGAGAAAUUCACUCCCCCCCCCCCCCCCCAAACCACCCACCUUACAGGAUUCUCCUUCACUUCCUGUCCCAAAUUCUUGUGCAUCUUUGCCCCCGCGCCCCACCCCAGAGGGGCUGCGUUCCAGCCUGUUAGGAUGCAGUUCCGUGAGUGGCCACCAGGUGGCGACUUUGCUGCUUGACUGGGGGGCGGGCGUGACAAUGACACUGGGCUUCAUGGUGCGUUGGGUGUUGGUGCCCCUCACUCCCGACCCGCAGCCCCCGGCUAGCCUGGCCCUGGCCUUUCCAAGGCAGGGGGAACAGAGACGGGGGGGGCUGGGCUCCCCUCCCCUCCCACCUCCCAGAUGGGCUGGGGGGAGGGGGGCGCGGGAAAUGACCUUGGGAAUCGGGGACACGUCCCUCCCCCAGGAGUGAGUCACCCCCUCAAGUCAGUGUUUCUGGUUUGGCUGCUGGGUCUGCCAGGGAAAGACAGGGGUGAAAUUCCCAGAGAGGGAGUCAGAGGGUGGGGCUGGGAGCCAGGACUCCUGGGUUCUCUCCCCAGCUCUGGCAGGGGAGUGGGGUCGAGUGGUUAGAGCAGUGGGGGCUGGGAGCCAGGACUCCUGGGUUCUCUCCCCAGCCCUGGGAGGGGAGGGGGGGUCCUAGUGGGUGACUCCCACUCCCCGCCCCUGCUGUCCGUCCCUCCUCUCCCCUUGCCGGGAACGUUCGUGCCCUUUGCCGUGGCUCCUGAUUGUGCUGGGGGAAAGGGGGCUCCUGAGCGUGAAUAAAGCGAUGCGAGUGAGUCUGCGA